UCCAAUUAGGAUAUUCUUUUAAUACUUCAAAUAAUUUAGAAUUUAAGUCUAAUAACUCGAUUAUCCCAUCCCUAACUGUAUUACCAGAAAAAGUCCUUAUUGAUAUUUUACAGCCCUUAUCUCUAAAUUAUAUUUAUAAGAAAAUACCUUUACAAUUACCCAAUUCAAAUAAUCCUCUUCUAUUAGUUUAUUAUGAAGCAAUAACCUCUAGUAGCGAUGCCUUACCUUUUUAUAAUAAAACUUCACUUGAAAAUAGCAUUAAUGUUACUAGCCCUUCUAAAAAUCAACAACAUUUUUUAACCAAUAAUAACCCUAUUAAGUAUGCAUUUGCUUGGAAAAGAAAAAUUCCAGAGUAUAAGUAUAAUGAGAAUAAUUCUGAUGCUGAUAGUGAGAUCAAUGAAAUUCGAAAACUGAUUAAGCUAAAGAAAAAAAAACUUAAAUCUCUUUUUGCUAAAUGCUUAUAUGACUUGGCUGGAAAUGCUUAUUUUUGA
This is a messenger RNA of Dentiscutata erythropus, 491 nucleotides long. The record is from the annotation of a GenBank genome assembly. NCBI's taxonomy places the organism in Eukaryota, Fungi, Glomeromycota, Glomeromycetes, Diversisporales, Gigasporaceae.